AUGGAAAAACACAUUGUCGGAACUGGUUACCAGACAUGGUCUCUUCUGCUUCGUGAGGACUUCCAGAGAAGUGAGCGACAACAUAAACUGCUGGAUGCUGUUUUCAGCCCAACAUGUCAGGUACACAGAUCAGUGUUUCCUGCGGAUGUCCAGCAGCUGUUGGUGAUUAAAGAAGAGGUUCCCCCCGAGUGGAGCCCCAGCCUGGACCAGGAGGACACAGAGCCCCUACACAUAAAAGAGGAACAGGAGGAACUCCGGACCAGUCAGGAGAGAGAGCAGCUUCAUGGGCUGGAGGAGGAUGAGGUCACCAGGUUCCCAUUUACUGCUGUUCCUGUGAAGAGUGAAGAUGAUGAGCGGAACCCUCAGUCUCCACAGCUUCAUCGAACUCUAACUGAAGACUACAGAGAGGCAGAGCCUUCAAACAGCAGCUCAGCUACACAGACAGAAACCGAUGGAGGAUCAGAACCUGCCAGGAACCUCGAUCCAGAUAGUCAUUUACACCCAAAUACUGAAGAACAUGCUUCAGACUCUUCAGACACUGAAUUCAGUUAUGAUGAGUGGCAAAAACCUUUGUCAGAUUCUGAAGCUGAAACUGAGGACAGUGACAAUGGUUGGAAGGAGACCAGGGCACCCGAGUCAGAUGAUAAUGCUCUGAGAUAUAAGCAAGCACCUGUAAGUGAUGUGAGUUGUAGUGCUGGAGAAAUGUCCUUCAGCUGCUUUGAGUGUGGUAAACAUUUUCACUACAAGGGGUCUCUUCAGAGACACAUGAUGUGUCAUUUAGGAAAAAGGUUUAGAGGGAAGCAAAAUGUAGAUUCACACACGAGAGUGCACACAGGAGAGAAACCAUUCGGUUGUGAUGUUUGUGGGAAGAGAUUUACGGUCCAGGGAAGUAUUAAGAAACACAUGAGAGUCCACACAGGAGAGAAACCAUUUGGUUGUGAUGUUUGUGGGAAGAGAUUUACACAACAAGGAAGUAUUAAGAAACACAUGAGAGUCCACACAGGAGAGAAACCAUUUGGUUGUGAUGUUUGUGGGAAGAGAUUUACAGUCCAGGGAAGUAUUAAGACACACAUGAGAGUCCACACAGGAGAGAAACCAUUUGGUUGUGAUGUUUGUGGGAAAAGAUUUAACCAGAAGCAACAUCUUAAGACACACAUGAGAGUCCACACAGGAUAAAAAUUGUUUACCAAGCACGUUGGUAAAGACCACAGCAGUUUUCAUUGUGUCUGGUUGUUUUGUUGGAUUUUAUUUUUUACUUACUUACAGCACUGUAUAAUUUCAAAAUAUGUAUAAAAGUCUUCUGGUUAAACUGUUGCUUACUGCCUACUAAAGUUAUUCACCUCAUACCAGAAAGAUAUUAAAUCUUUCUGGUAUGAGCACCAGUGGCAACAAACUGUAGGUCUGUGAUGGAGAGAACAAAAAGAAACCAAAGACACGCCACGUCAGUGUAAAUAUUUGUAUUUAAAAUGCACAUUUUCUGUAAAGUCUAAUUAAUAUACUGUAAAUUCAAACUAAGUGAUGCAGACAUCUGAAAUACUGGAUGGCAUUGCAGCUGAAAAUGUGGAUAGUGCUUUCUUGUUUUGUUAUUGAGCCUUUGGUUACACUUUAUUUUACAGGUCCCAUUAUUUUGUGUAAUUUCCCAGAAAUGAGCUGAUAUGUAACUGGAAACACCUGGAAAGGUUCCUGGAAAUGUAAGAUGGUUAUUACAGGGAAAGUGGAGACAAAUCCAAUGUAUUGCUUUGUUGAAUUUUAUUGAACGUACAGUUUAACAUACCUGAACAAUAAAUCCUUGCACAUGACAAUCA
Messenger RNA from Micropterus salmoides (largemouth bass), 1805 nucleotides. Its product is annotated as zinc finger protein OZF-like. Gene Ontology annotation, cellular component: nucleus. The coding region runs from base 1 to 1176 and encodes 391 amino acids. Gene Ontology annotation, biological process: regulation of transcription by RNA polymerase II. Gene Ontology annotation, molecular function: RNA polymerase II cis-regulatory region sequence-specific DNA binding; DNA-binding transcription factor activity, RNA polymerase II-specific. The record is from RefSeq and is a predicted model, not a curated record. The transcript has 3 exons. NCBI's taxonomy places the organism in Eukaryota, Metazoa, Chordata, Actinopteri, Centrarchiformes, Centrarchidae.